Molecule: messenger RNA, 1922 nt
Organism: Zea mays
Lineage: Eukaryota; Viridiplantae; Streptophyta; Magnoliopsida; Poales; Poaceae
Product: protein Brevis radix-like 4
Exons: 5
Coding region: 347-1504 (385 amino acids)
Source: RefSeq, a predicted model, not a curated record
UGAGCUGAGCUGAGGUAGCCCGAGCUCGGCCGGUCGCCGCCGUACCGUACCAGUUGCAGCUCGCUAGGAUCCAGCGCAUGUUUCCAUUGUCCCACUUCCAUAUAUAUAUAAAUAACACUACUGUGGCUAGUCGUCGUCUUCCCCGGACGACCCCCGGCCGGCCGGAGAGCGCGCCGCCGUGCUUUCUUCCUGCGGUGGUGGCGCGCGUAUACAUCGUCGACUCUUGACGAGCUGAGGGCGUACACACAGCUAGCAUACAUACACACAAAGCCCAGCAGCAGGUAGUCUAGCCAAUCAAACAAGCGUCGUUUCGUACCGGGAGGCCGGCCGGCCGCGCGCGGAGAAGAUGCUGUCCUGCAUCGCGUGCGUCAAUAAGGAAGAAGACGGCGGCCGGGACCGCGAGGAGCAUGGCGGCGACACCCCGAGCUGCAGAGACCCCGUGAAGUCACUCACCUCCCAGCUCAAGGACAUGGUGCUGAAGCUGUCGGGCACCCACCACCGCCAGCACGGCGCGCAGCACAGGCGCGGCGGGUCGCCGCCGCCGCCACGGGGCCGGGCCACCUCCCUGUACCGCAGCGGCUACUACCGCCCCGGCGUCGUGCAGGACGACAUGGCCGUGCCCCCGGCCACGUACCUGGGAGGUGGAGGCGCCGGCGCGUCGAGCGCGAGCUCCACCCCGGCGUGGGACCUGCCCGCCGCCGCCCGCGCGGACGGCGAGGCCUGCAGGGAGUGGGUGGCGCAGGUGGAGCCCGGCGUGCAGAUCACCUUCGUGUCACUCCCCGGCGGCGCCGGCAACGACCUCAAGCGCAUCCGGUUCAGCCGCGAGAUGUACGACAAGUGGCAGGCGCAGAAGUGGUGGGGCGACAACAACGAGCGCAUCAUGGAGCUCUACAACGUCCGCCGCUUCAGCCGCCAGGUGCUCCCCACGCCGCCGCGCUCCGACGACGCCGAGAGGGAGUCGUUCUACUCGCAGUCUCAGGUAGGGAGCCCCUCGGCCACCCCGUCGCCGGCGCCGCUCACGCCGGAGAGGAUCAGCUGGGGCGCGUUCGCGCGGCAGGUGGCAGCGCCGCCAGCAUCAUCAGGUGCCACCGGCGCCGCGCGGCAGCACAGCUUCCGGCCGAUGUCGCCGCCGCCGCCGUCGUCCUCCAACCCUUCGGAGCGGGCCUGGCAGCAGCAGCAGCAGCGACACAUCGGUGGUGGUGGUGGCGGUGGAGCGGCCGGCGGCAAGAGCCCCGCCGCCUCCGAGGCCGCCGCCGCCGCCACGGAAGCGGCGCGGACCACCACGUCGUCCAGGGACGACGUGUCCGUCAGCAACGCCAGCGAGCUGGAGGUGUCGGAGUGGAUCAUCCAGGACCAGCCCGGCGUCUACAUCACCGUCAGGGAGCUCGCCGACGGCAGCCGGGAGCUGCGCCGCGUCAGGUUCAGCCGCGAGAGGUUCGCGGAGCUCAAUGCCAAGCUGUGGUGGGAGGAGAACAAGGAGAGGAUACAGGCUCAGUACCUUUGAAAACUGAGCUGGAAUGAGGCUGAAUCUUACUAGUUCAGUUGAGCAGAAGCUGGUGAUAAUUAUGGUGUUGUGCAAGGGGCUGACAUAUAAUUAAUCUGGUAUAAGUAUACGGGGAGAGUUUAUGUUUCGAGUUAAUUUGGAGAUGGGGGGGGGGGGGGGAGGAGAUAGGAGGGGGUUCAUUUGGAGCUGGGAAAGAUAGGAGGGGAUGAGAUAGGGGUUCAUGCAUGUUUAGGGCACCUGACCUGGCUGCCCAGGUAACUUGUGAUUGGUGUACCGUACUAAAGUUUUUACCAAUCCACCACUAUUGCGUCUAAUGUUCAGCUUCACUUUCUAGCAUGAGUGUCAACACAUGUUCUGAUCUUGUAUAUGUCACUCAGGGUAAGAAAAAAAGCAUGAUGAGUGUUUAUGUUUCUGCACU